UCCACCUCCUCCAUACAUCUACAAGUCCCCACCUCCACCUUCACCAUCCCCGCCGCCACCAUACUAUUAUAAGUCUCCCCCUCCGCCUUCACCAUCACCUCCACCUCCUUACUAUUACACAUCUCCACCGCCGCCUAAGAAGUCUCCACCACCGCCAUACUACUACAAGUCUCCUCCUCCGCCUUCACCAUCACCUCCACCACCAUAUUACUACACUUCUCCGCCUCCCCCUAAGAAGUCUCCUCCCCCGCCUUACUACUACACCUCCCCACCGCCACCAAAGAAGUCUCCUCCACCGCCUUAUUACUACAAGUCUCCUCCUCCACCUAUGCCAUCGCCUCCACCACCAUAUUACUACACAUCUCCGCCUCCCCCUAAGAAAUCUCCUCCCCCACCUUACUACUACACUUCCCCACCACCACCUAAGAAAUCGCCUCCACCACCAUACUACUAUACAUCUCCACCACCACCCAAGAAGUCGCCCCCACCACCUUACUACUACACCUCUCCACCACCACCAAAGAAGUCUCCUCCACCGCCUUACUACUACAAGUCCCCUCCUCCUCCUAAACAUGUUCCUGCACCUUAUUACUACACAUCUCCUCCUCCGCCGGUCCACCAUCAUCACCCUCACUUGGUCGUUAAGGUUGUCGGGAAAGUUUAUUGCUACAAGUGCUAUGAUUGGGGACACCCUAUCAAAUCCCACGACAAGAAACACCUCAAAGGUGCCGUAGUGGAGGUGACAUGCAAGGCCAGCAAAAGCUGAUCAAGGCCUAUGGAACCACCAAGAUCAAUGGCAAAUACAGCGUCACCAUUCCGGGCUUUGACUACACCAAGUAUGGCUCCAAGGCAUGCACUGCCAAGCUCCAUGCGGCACCUGAGCAUUCUCUCUGCUCCAUCCCCACCGACUUGCACGGUGGCAUGAAGGGUGCCAAGCUCUCUGUCAAGUCCAAGACUUACCAUGAAGUCGUGCUUUCCGCUAACUACUUUGCUUUUGCUCCCAAGACCCCCUACCCUGAGUGCAAGAAGCUCAAGCCAACUCCUGCCCCCUACGUCUUACAAGUCCCCGCCUCCACCUCCAUCCACCUAUGUGUACAAGUCACCUCCUCCGCCACCGUAUGUCUACAAGUCUCCCCCGCCUCCACCACCCAAAUACAUUUAUAAGUCUCCUCCCCCGCCACCUUACGUCUACAAGUCUCCACCACCCCCACCUCCCACUUAUGUCUACAAGUCGCCUCCUCCGCCUCCUUACAUCUACAAGUCUCCACCCCCACCACCAUCCCCGUAUGUUUAUAAGUCCCCUCCGCCACCACCUUAUGUCUACAAGUCUCCUCCUCCUCCGCCCUACAUUUACAAAUCUCCUCCACCCCCACCAUCCCCAUAUGUCUACAAGUCUCCUCCGCCACCACCUUACCUCUACAAAUCUCCACCACCUCCUCCCUAUGUGUACAAGUCCCCACCUCCGCCUUACAUCUACAAGUCUCCACCACCACCUCCGCCCUCACCUUAUGUCUACAUGUCUCCUCCCCCACCACCUUACAUUUACAAGUCUCCCCCACCGCCACCUUAUGUCUACCAGUCUCCACCGCCGCCCCCAUAUGUCUACAAAUCACCGCCUCCACCACCUUACAUUUACAAAUCACCUCCACCACCAUCUCCAUCACCACCACCUCCUUACAUCUACAAAUCACCUCCACCACCAUCUCCAUCGCCGCCUCCUCCCUAUGUAUACAAAUCACCUCCACCACCAUCUCCAUCACCGCCACCUCCUUACAUCUACAAAUCACCCCCACCACCAUCUCCGUCGCCGCCUCCUCCCUAUGUAUACAAAUCACCCCCACCACCAUCUCCGUCGCCGCCUCCUCCCUAUGUAUACAAAUCACCUCCACCGCCAUCUCCAUCGCCGCCUCCUCCCUAUGUAUACAAAUCUCCACCACCCCCUUCACCCUCACCUCCUCCUCCCUACCUUUACACCUCGCCUCCACCACCCGUGAAAUCACCUCCUCCCCCGGCCUACGUCUACUCAUCACCUCCGCCACCAACAUACUACUAAGCUCAAGAAGCCUAGUCAUGAGCCAGUUCCAAUUAAGUUCUAGUUUCAAGAGUGUAAUAAGGAGAGUGAUAAGGGUGCAAGAAUCAAUCAUCAAUUUCAUCAAGUUUCAUCGAAUAAGGGUCUCAAAGAUCCAUCGGCCAAGAGCCAACGAGGGGAAAUGGGUCGCCAGAUUGCUUCUGCCUCUUUGAUUGUCGUCUUCCAACUUCUGCUCACAUUACUUUCAGAUGGGACAGGCUCAAAAUGCUUAUCUCAACAAAGAAAAUGGUCGGAGCAUGCCUUGAUAAAAUAAGGGUGCAGGAUUUGCCCAUCUAGCUUUGCUUGUAUUUUUCCUUUCCGUUACUAAUACUCGUCGCCUUCUUAGGAUGUAAUCUCAUUUAUUUUGCCAUGUCCUUGUACUACUUCAUGAUGAUUUGGACUCCUCCCUUCAUUUGUUUGUUGGA
This is a messenger RNA of Eucalyptus grandis, 2493 nucleotides long. Its product is annotated as extensin-2-like. The record is from RefSeq and is a predicted model, not a curated record. Lineage: Eukaryota; Viridiplantae; Streptophyta; Magnoliopsida; Myrtales; Myrtaceae.